Exserohilum turcica Et28A is the source of this 1257-nucleotide messenger RNA. RefSeq lists its product as uncharacterized. The transcript is spliced from 2 exons. The record is from RefSeq and is a predicted model, not a curated record. Lineage: Eukaryota; Fungi; Ascomycota; Dothideomycetes; Pleosporales; Pleosporaceae. Bases 1 to 1257 code for a protein of 418 amino acids.
AUGACUGCGAGCACUCCGUCCAAGCCAUUCCGCUUCGGUGAUCUGCCGGCCGAAAUACGACUCCGCGUGUACCGUAUCCUCCUAUGCAGUUUUGCCCCGCCACCGACCGAGAUCUCUUUCACAGGAGAUCUGCUUGUCCCGGUCCGCGCCGAACAUGCCAUCGAGACGUCCAUUCUGCGUACAUCCAAGGGAAUAUAUCACGAGGCCUACGAUGUCAUGGUGAAGACCAAUCGCUUUGUCAAAAUCACGUCCGAAAAAGGCCUUCCGGUGAAACCGGCUCUUUGCGGACAAAUGCUCCCAAUGGUCACUGAUAAGAAAGAUGUGGUCGAGCGCUUCAAAGGCUAUGCGCUACAUGUGCAUCUUGGCUUCAAAAAUCCUAGUAGGGCAAAGUCGAGGAACGAAAGCUGGUAUAACCCCGUAUCGGCCAUGAUUCUGCAUCGCGAACUAGGCAAGUUUUGUCUAGGUGUAAACGAUGGAGAUGCACAUAGCCCAGGCUUCAGCGAGUCUCUCAAGAUCUCCAUUACGAUGGCGCCUGUUGUAGAUGCUGCGCGAGGCAACAAGCUGAUGCCUUCUUUUGACGAUUUCUUCUCGCAGAAGAUGCAGGAAACACUAUUCGCACCCCUCAAGACUCAUCUCUACGGACGCAGGGCGGUUGAGGUCAAGGGCCACGUCGAUAGCUCCACUGCGACUGCUCUUCAUCAGCAAAUUGCAAAAGAGAAAUACUCUGAUCCCUCAGCAGUGCUGGCAGAGUUUACGGCUGCAAAAGAAGAAGGAUCUCGUCUUUACCGCGAGCGCAAGGCCGAUGACGCAUGUUUGAAAUGGGCUGAUACCGCUGUGGAAAUUGACGAGCUGCUUGAAACGAACUCCUGGCUCAAGCUGGUUAGCCAAGGGAAAGAAGAUUUCGUUUCACAGCUCGCACCAGUAUACUUCCUCAUGCGGCUCAACAUUGCCCAUGUGCACAUUACCAAAUGGGCGGAAAACACCUUCGUGGCCGAGUCCUUGGCGGAAGAUUCUCUCAUGUGUGCCAUCAAAUCGCUCAAGAAAGACUACUGGAUGAAAGGAUAUAAAUAUACGCCUUCUCGGCAGCAUAUGGCGAAACUGAGGUUCCGCUACGCGACGUUUUUGAGGCUGCAAAGGGAACCGGGGUCGCAAGAUCGCGCACUGAUGUUCAUCAAUGGGGCAUUGGAUAUGCAGCCUGGAGAUGCGGCGAUUCUGGGGGAGAAGGAGAAUAUCCUUGAGUGGAUGAGGCAGUCUUGA